AGUGUAUUGGUGAAAUGAACAUUGCAUGACCUCACCUUUUCACUGUGCAGACGUAGAUUUGUUAUGAAAAGUGCAAUUGUUUAGUUUUAGUUCCACACAAAUGUAUGAAAUAAAUUAAGGAUUUUCACUAGUAAAACACGCACAAACGAACCAUUGCGAUGGACGCCCUGAACACGUACUACAGCAAGGAGGAGUACGUGGAAACAGCUUCCGGCAACAAGGUGAGCCGCCAGACGGUACUGUGCGGCUCGCAAAACAUUGUCCUCCACGGGAAAGUGAUCGUGCAGAGCGGGGCCAUCAUACGCGGUGAUUUGGCCGCCGUUCGCACCGGACGGUACUGCGUCAUCUCGAAGGGUUCGGUCGUGCGGCCACCGUACAAGCAGUUCAGCAAGGGUGUUGCAUUUUUCCCGCUGCAGAUCGGCGAUCAUGUGUUCAUUGGCGAGGGAGCCGUCGUUUCAGCGGCAUCGAUCGGUUCCUACGUUUACAUUGGCAAGAAUGCUGUGAUAGGACGACGAUGCAUACUGAAGGAUAACUGUAUCGUGGAGGACGGUGCCGUUGUGCCGCCGGAAACAACAAUUGCAAGUUACAUGCGUUACACCGCGGACGGAAGGAUCGAGGGUGGACAGGGCAAUCCCGAUUUUGUGCCCCACGGUAUGCUGGAUCUGAUGAUCGAGUUUACCAAAUCCUACUACGACCAUUUCGUUCCGGCACCCAACUGACGGCAACGCGAACUCUCGGCCGUGCUGAGAGUGCCACGAGUGCAGUGAUAGAAGGAAGGUGCAUCACUCCCCCGUUUUCAGCAAUUCCACAACUCGUAUCGUCUGCACUGCGGAAACUGAUCAUAACCAUUACGAGCGCAUAGGCAUAUAUUUAUUCACAGCAAGCUAACCAAUAAAAUCGUGUAUCGUUAAGUGAAAA
Messenger RNA from Anopheles gambiae (African malaria mosquito), 918 nucleotides. It is a transcript of the gene DCTN5-p25, whose product is annotated as dynactin subunit 5. Bases 159 to 719 code for a protein of 186 amino acids. The record is from RefSeq and is a predicted model, not a curated record. The transcript has 3 exons. NCBI's taxonomy places the organism in Eukaryota, Metazoa, Arthropoda, Insecta, Diptera, Culicidae.